Messenger RNA from Notothenia coriiceps (black rockcod), 2612 nucleotides. It is a transcript of the gene mief2, whose product is annotated as mitochondrial elongation factor 2. Lineage: Eukaryota; Metazoa; Chordata; Actinopteri; Perciformes; Nototheniidae. Gene Ontology annotation, biological process: mitochondrion organization; positive regulation of mitochondrial fission. The coding region runs from base 1 to 1197 and encodes 398 amino acids. The record is from RefSeq and is a predicted model, not a curated record. The transcript has 6 exons. Gene Ontology annotation, cellular component: mitochondrial outer membrane.
AUGGAGCCAUGGCUGCUGGGGCCUCCGCCUGAAUACUCCGUGGACCUCCAUAAGCCAGACGAGUUCCAUCAUACGACUCCUGAACAGGAGCAGGAACUGGGGAAGAAGCAGGGGUUGACUUCAGACGGAACACACCGAGACGUUUGUAGUCAGCAGGCUGGAAAUCACCAGUGGCGAACCGUCAGGGCCUUCAAGGAGCGCCUGCAACAGUACUAUCACACGAGGGCGGCUCUGGCUCCAGGACAGAUCCGGAGGGCUCAGUCUCUGGCGCUGGACAUCUGCACGGAGAUCCAGGGCUUCCUGCACAGCCGCCUGCCCGACAUGCCGCUGGGAGAAAUGAACCUCGGAGGAUCUCUUCUGGACGACCUGCAGGUGGUGAGUGCGGACCAUGCCUGUCUGCUGGUGCCUCUGCAGCUGGAGGCCUCUCUGUGGCGCCUCGUUCCGGGGGAGGAGACGCUGCUCACUCACCCGCUGCACUGGAUGGUCCGACGGGUCAAUCUGGAGUAUUUUCCCAGAGGGCGCAGCUACUGGGACAGGUACCUGGUGGGGGGUUACCUGUCAGCAGAAGCUGUGGUGAACAUGUUCAGUAAAGCUGUCAUGGAGACGAUAAACUGGCCGUCCAUCAGCAGCACUCUGGACUGCCUCGUCAGACCGGUGCUGGGAGGACCCGACCUGAAGCUGGAGAUACGGCCUUUGGAUGAAUUUGGGGCAGAGACCGGGGAUGAGCCCCUGUUCGUCUCCAUGCUGCCUCUGCUGAGGGAGGGGGACGUGGUGCUGAGCGCCCAGACGGAGCUCACCUCUCCCUGGGUCAACGCCUGGCACCUGUCCCUCUACCCCUGGGAGAACCAGCGUCUGUCUCAGCUGGACACCGCUGACGGGGGACGCCGCAGACAAACUCUCAAAAUCCUGAAGGCGGUGUGCAGACUGAACCCCGCUCUCCGGCCGCUGGAAGCCGCGCCGCUCUCCAACCUCAUCCUGCACCUCAGUGACGGGGAGAGCGACUGGUCCGAGAGCAGCCUGCACGCUCGCUUCCAGCAGUGCAUCACGGAGCUGAUUGGCUACCUGGAGAACGGAGCGCUGCACAGUUACUUCAAGCCAGCGGUCAACCUGCUGAGCGGCCUGUCAGAGGACCAGGUGGACCAGAUGGGCUUCAUGCUCUACUGCUCCAUCACAGAGCCCGAAAUACUGCUCAUAUAACUGUCUGCCCAUACAGCACUUUACACCUCUCUGACACACACAGAUCAGAGGAGGAAUCAUCCAAAAUGUUGUGUUAUGCCCUCUGCCUACUCACGUUGUUCCUCCGUCCUGCUUUGACGCAAACCAACAGGGUACAGUUGGAAAAUGGCCGGCCUGUUAGAGGAGGAGAAUCUACAUGAAGACGGAUGUGAAAGUGAUAAUAAAGCUGAACAAACCACUCCGAGGAAAGGAGACGUGCCAAGAAAAAGGAGCAGAGGAAGUGUUUAUCAGAAUGUUUGAAACUGUUGCCAGGCUUUCAUCCAAAUGUAUCGCAAAUCCUAAACGAAUUUCCAGAAAAUCAUCAAAAGAAAAACCCAAGUCCGUGUUUCCUUUUGUCCACUACUGAUAUUCAGGAGUUGGUUCAGAGAGAUAAGCCAAUUCAAAAACAAUUAUACUGUUGCAGAAGAAGAGGGCGCAACAAGAUGGCAGGACAAUGGAAGUGGCGCCAGUCCGACCUGAACAGGAAGUCAAUGGAAAUAUGACAUUUGUUCUCGUUUCACGUAUCUAUGUGAGGACGAUACAUCCGAUCGGUGAAGCCUGUUUUAAUCGGCCGCAAUAAAUCAUUUCUUCAGCCGAGCAAAAGCAUCAGUGGACUUUGAAGUCCCAUGCUUCAUGAACAUCAUCAUUUAUUCGCUAAGUCUGUUUCUAUCGCACUUUGUCUGAGUUUGCUCCAACUUUUCCAUCUCAGCCAACAGUAAAACCUUUUUUGCAAUACUUCAGGAUUUUUUUUUUUUAAUUCUCUUUGUUUCCCCUCAGGUUUUUAAGCGUCAAUAGAAAUUGCUUAUGAAAACAGAUUGAUGGAAACGCAGGAUGUGCCUGAUCAUAACAACACGCAGCCAAGUCUGCAUUUGAGUUUGUGGUAUUAUUAUUUUACAGUGAGUCAGUGAUGGGCCAUGAACAGCUCAUUAUACAAAUAAGCAACAGAGGACAUGUUAUGCUUAAGUGCAUCUUUCUAACCUCUAACUCAUGAAGUGUGCUCGGCAUUAGUUUCCUAAUUAUCUAAUAUAUUCUAAGUAAUAAUGACCUGCUAAAAAAACAGGUUUUAAUGCACUUAUUAAAUCAUUCAGUCCAUCUGUGUUGGACUUAUUUAACACAAAGUGUAUAUUUUAUUAUCCUGCAGGUUGAGGUGUGCAGUAUUUGUUUGUCUUGUUCAUUGUUCAGUCUGUUGCCAAUCUCGCUUGGGUGAUGACCCUUUAAGUUAUGAGAAAAAUCGCCUAAUAAUGUUAUGUAGUUGCUUUUAAACACUGUAUGAAUGUUUCUGGUCAUUUCUUCAGUUAUAUAUUUUCUUGCUGAGUGAGAGAAAAUAGAUUUUUCUGUGAUUGAACAGUGAAACUGCAAAUAAAAAUGAAAUCAUAUGAUUAGAUUCUCACAAAGUU